UACAAUGAGUGCAGAUUGUCUGUGUGUGACAUAAUGUGACCAAAAAUCUGUGUGAAGCAAAUGACCCAACAGUCUCUCAUCUCACAAACACAAACACAAACACAAACCCCACUCCUCUAUCCCCCAAGCAGAGCACGACAGAGAGAGCACUGAGCACAGCAAUCACCAGAAGCUAGCAGAAUCGUGGAGUGGAGAUAGCUAUAGAUUCUCUCAACCCCCCUCACUCCCACUACCACCACCACACGUAACUUCCAUCACUGGUGUGAAUCUCACACACCAUUCACCAAACCAAUUUCACAACAACAACAACAUCAUCAUCAGAUAAUGUUUGGUCUCAAUCUCAAACCAAAAUCCUCCUCCACCACCACAACCACCACUGAUUCCAGUACUGGAAUGGGUAUGCUACUAGUCUUGUUCCCACAAGACAAAUCAACCACCAACAAAUUAACCUCUCUUUCACCUUCAAAAUCCCUUCUCUCCAAAACACAAUCCACCAUUUCCAUUUGUGCCCUUCUCCUCUUCACCACCCUCCUCCUCUUUACCAUCUCCACCAUCCCCACCACCACCAUCACCCCACCUUCUUCCUCCUCCACUCCACGACGGCGCACUUCCCUUCUCCAGAAACCCACCUUCGCCCUUCAAAAAAUGGGCACUCUGUACAGAAGAGGCACCAGAGCCAUGCCUGAUCUCCUCAUCUGCCACGUCGCCGACGAAACCCCAACCGACGACUUCCGCCUCUUCCUCCGCCUCCUCCACCGCUCCUCCCUCACCGCCUCCACCGACGUCAUUUUCAUCUUCUCCUCACCUUCCUCAACCUCCACCUUCUCCCCCAUUGUCCUCCAAGAGAAUCAAGCCUUUCUCUCUCUCCUCCACAGUUACUCUCACCUCAACCGCACCCACGCGCUCAACUCCACGUUCCGCCCCACGCGCUUCUUACACAAGGGAAAGCAAGUGGGAAGUGGAGAGCCAUUGUGGGGCCCAAAAACCCGCAGCAACAGCAGCAGCAACAGCUUCACCAAAAUCAGUUAUGGGUCGGUGCUGAGCUUCGACGCGACCGAGCUGGACCCAGAGAAUUCUCUCUCCGGGUUCCUCGAUCGCGUCCCGCUCAGCCUCCGCCGCUGGGCUUGCUACCCAAUGCUGUUAGGCCGCGUGAGGCGCAACUUCAAGCACGUGAUGCUCGUGGAUGCAAAGAAUGUGCUGGUUCAGUCCGACCCGUUGGGUCGGGUCAGAACCCGGAGCCCCGAGUCGGUUUUACUGUUCACUAAGCACGGGAGGAUGAGACAGUCAGGGGUUUCUCCCGCCGUCGUCAUGGGCGGCGCGCGCGGUGUUCGGCGGCUGGCUGGUGCCGUGGUGGUGGAGAUUGUCCGGGCCGCGACGCAGCAGCACAGGAAGAGGAAAAACCCGGUGACGGACUCGUCGGUUCUGAGUCAACUCGCGAGCAACGAGUUCACUUUGAGGAAUAAGAGCGUGCGGUUGAUGGACUCGGCCGAGUCGAUCCCCGAGUUUGGUUCUUCGCAUAACUCAGGUGCCACGUCAUCAUUUUCUGAUUAUGCAAUAAUUCAACGGGGUUCGGGUAAUCACGACGUUAAUUCUGUUAUUAAGAAGCAAAUGUGUUCGUCGGUGGUUGAUUCUUCUGUCUAUAGGGAUUGUUAAAAAUUGGUAGCAAUUAGCAAAAGCAGAAAAAUAAUAAUUACUUAGAAGGAAAAGGAAAAUAAGAAAAGAAAAUUCAUUAUUGUUAUUUUUUAUUAUAAGAGUUUUCACUUUCACUUUCACUUUCACUCUGCUCCAUUAGCUAGUUCUUUUCCCUAUUUAUUUGUAUAUAUUAUUGUCCAUCUUGGAAUUACAGUUUUGUAUUCUUUCAUGGAAAAGUUAUGGACCAUUGUGUUCAAUGGUGUGAGUAAAUAAAUGGAGCUGACAGAAGAUUACCAUGCC
Messenger RNA from Lotus japonicus, 1932 nucleotides. RefSeq lists its product as uncharacterized. The record is from RefSeq and is a predicted model, not a curated record. The transcript has a single exon. The coding region runs from base 325 to 1653 and encodes 442 amino acids. NCBI's taxonomy places the organism in Eukaryota, Viridiplantae, Streptophyta, Magnoliopsida, Fabales, Fabaceae.